AUGAGUUCUGUAUUUUUUGCUACCAUUAGCGGUGGAAAGUAUUAUACGAUUGGGAACCUGAAGAAUUACUUUCUGUUAUCACAUCCACACAUCAGUAAAAGAUCACCCAAUGCCAGCAUCGACCAUUUUAAUAGACUGAAAAAUGACCCACAGGUAAAAUGGGUGAUGCAGCAACGAGAGCUGCGUCGUACGAAACGAGACCAUCAAUGGAAGCCGCGUCAUGUGAUGCGACAGUCCAACACACCCGCCUUCCCCGACCCACUGUUCAAAGAACAGUGGUAUUUGAACGGGGGCGCUGCAGAUGGCCUAGACAUGAAUGUUGGCUAUGCAUGGAGAAAAGGAUAUACAGGAAAAGGAGUAGUUGUGACUAUCUUAGAUGAUGGAAUCCAACCAAAUCAUCCUGAUUUAAUACAAAAUUAUGACCCUGCAGCAUCGACUGACAUAAACGGGAACGACACGGACCCGACACCGCAGGACAAUGGCGACAAUAAACACGGCACCCGGUGUGCGGGCGAGGUUGCUGCGGUCGCUUACAAUAAGUACUGCGGCGUAGGCAUAGCUUACAAUGCGAGUAUUGGAGGAGUUCGAAUGCUCGACGGUCUUGUUAACGACGCAGUGGAAGCUCAAGCACUUGGGUUUAACACUCACCACAUAGACAUCUAUAGUGCCUCUUGGGGGCCCGAGGAUGACGGAAAAACAGUUGACGGCCCUGGCCCUUUAGCUAGAAGGGCGUUUAUAAAUGGUGUAACGAACGGAAGAGGAGGAAAAGGUUCUAUUUUUAUAUGGGCGUCGGGAAAUGGAGGCAGGCACACAGAUUCCUGUAAUUGUGAUGGUUACGCCAAUAGCAUAUUUACUAUUUCUAUUUCUAGUGCUACACAGGCAGGUUUUAAGCCAUGGUAUUUAGAAGAAUGCUCCUCAACUAUAGCUUCGACAUUCAGUUCGGGGACGCCGGGUAGAGAUAAAAGCGUAGCUACGGUAGAUAUGGAUGUCCAAUUAAGGCCUGAUCAUAUUUGCACAGUUGAUCACACAGGUACUUCAGCGUCCGCACCUUUAGCUGCAGGAAUAUGUGCAUUAGCGUUGGAAGCAAAUCCAUUAUUAACGUGGAGAGAUAUGCAGCACCUAGUCGUAAUGACGUCGCGAUCACAGCCGCUCGACAAAGAAGAUGGAUGGAUCGUAAAUGGAGUAAAAAGAAAAGUGAGUCAUAAGUUUGGCUACGGGCUAAUGGACGCCGCUCAGAUGGUAACAUUAGCGGAACAAUGGACAAACGUACCACCGCAGCACAUUUGUAAGUCACAAGAAAUAAAUGAGGACAAAUCUAUUGAAACAUCUUUUGGUUAUACGAUAUCAGUGCACAUGGAUGUGAAUGGGUGCAGCGGAACGAUGAACGAGGUCAGGUUUUUGGAACACGUUCAAUGUAAAAUUUCACUGAGCUUUUUCCCCCGAGGUAAUUUACGCAUAUUGCUUACGUCGCCAAUGGGGACAACUUCUACUCUUUUAUUCGAACGAACACAUGAUUCCACUAGUUCUAAUUUCGAUGAUUGGCCGUUUUUAAGUGUCCACUUCUGGGGGGAAAGUGCUGAAGGACGCUGGACCCUUCAAAUACUAAAUGCUGGUAAUAUUCACGUCACUCAGCCGGGUAUAUUGAAAAAGUGGCAAUUAAUAUUCUAUGGUACAGCAUCAAAUCCAAUCCGGUUGCGAAAUAAGGGCUAUUUUAAUACAAACAGUGUUUACCAGGAGGAAAAAGCUUAUCAUAUUAAUGAUGUUUACGACGCCUCUGAAUAUUCUCAAUUCCUCAAUGACAUUGAACUUGGAAUUUCUGAUAGACGAAAUUAUCCCAAAAACAUUCCUUCCGCUCAACGUAAAAAUGUUUUAGCUGAUGCCAAUGAUAAACAAGUACAAAGACUGUGUGAUCCGGAAUGUGAUUCACAAGGUUGUUAUGGAAAGGGGCCAACACAGUGUGUUGCUUGCAAACAUUAUCGUUUAGAUAAUUCGUGUGUUUCAAGAUGUCCUCCAAGGAGUUUCGUUAACCAGGGUGGAGUUUGUUGGCCAUGCCACGAAUCGUGUGAAACGUGUGCAGGGGCCGGACAAGACUCCUGUCUUACUUGUGCUCCAGCUCAUUUAUUAGUUGAUGACCUAGCUGUAUGUUUGCAACAGUGUCCGGAUGGUUACUAUGAGGAUGCCGAUGCAAAUGCUUGCUUCCCAUGCGCUGAACAUUGUGAAACAUGUUCUGAAAAGGCUGAUUUGUGUUCAUCCUGUGCUCACAACUAUGUAAUGUAUAAUGAAUCUUGUUUAGCUGCAUGUCCGCCCGGAACACAUCAAAUGGACGAUUUUAGAUGCAUGCUCUGUCAUGAAACGUGUGAAUCCUGCCAUGGCCCAAGCGUAAAUGAGUGCGUUUCAUGUCGAAUUGGAGAUUACGCAUUCAAAAAUCGUUGUGUUCCAAAAUGUCCCCCAGGAUAUUAUGCCGACACUCAAAGAAGGGAAUGUUUGCUUCCGGGACAUGCCGAGCGACAUGCGCUCCUGGUUACUACCCUGAUGAAGGAACCUGUUCAAAGUGCUAUUUAUCCUGUGAAACAUGCACUGGACCUAGAAGAGAUCAAUGUGCAUCGUGUCCACCUGAUUGGCGACUGGCUGCCGGCGAGUGCCGACCCGAAUGCCCUCAAAAUUUCUUUCCUUGGCAGGACAGUUGUCGUCGCUGCCACCAUUAUUGCCAAGACUGCCAUGGAGCAGGACCGCAGCGGUGUACAUCUUGUCCUCCGCACUUUUCCUUAG
Arctia plantaginis is the source of this 2769-nucleotide messenger RNA. NCBI's taxonomy places the organism in Eukaryota, Metazoa, Arthropoda, Insecta, Lepidoptera, Erebidae. The record is from the annotation of a GenBank genome assembly.